Messenger RNA from Saccharomyces eubayanus, 606 nucleotides. RefSeq names its product Nop19p (gene NOP19). The transcript has a single exon. Gene Ontology annotation, cellular component: 90S preribosome. Gene Ontology annotation, biological process: ribosomal small subunit biogenesis. The record is from RefSeq and is a predicted model, not a curated record. The coding region runs from base 1 to 606 and encodes 201 amino acids. NCBI's taxonomy places the organism in Eukaryota, Fungi, Ascomycota, Saccharomycetes, Saccharomycetales, Saccharomycetaceae.
AUGAGCAGGGCCAAAGAUAUUCAAGAGAGGCUCAAUUUGCAAGCCAAACUUCAAUCAACUUUCAGUAACAAUACAGCUACGGUCUUAGACUGGUUAAAAGAGUCAGAGGAAUGCGACAGAGGGAAAGUUCACACUGAUCCAGAACAUGGUAAACUGUUAGAGGACUACAAGGAGUUGGAGGAUAGCAAGAAGGCCUUUUUUCAACUCCCUGUUGUUCAAAUUGGAUCUGGUUUACAUUUUAAGACGGAAGACGACCUAUCUGCCAAAGAAGAUAUACAUACGAUUGGGGAGUUCAUUGAGAGUGACAAGAAGGUUAGUUCGUUGGCGAAGAAAAAGAAAAGAAACGAUCAGGGAUUACAACGAAACGACAUGUACAGGAUAACUAAAGACGAUACUAAAGCUAUGGUUGCAUUAAAAAGAAAAAUGAGGAAAGGUGAAAAAGAAGGAUUAAGAAAGAAACAAGAGGUGCCGGUAAAGAGUACUCCCAACUUCCACGGCUCUAGUGACGAAGAUGAUAUAGAUGUGGAAAGGGUGCCGCAGAAGUCUACGAAAAAAACAUUUGGUUUACUCUUUGAUAAGAAAAAGAAAAAUCGUAAACGAUUUUAA